AUGAGUGCAUCUGAUGAGGACAUAUUACCCAAUUGUAGAAAUGAUUUUAAUAGAUAUGGUAAAGAUAAUCGAAAUUGGCCUUAUAAUGCUUAUUCAUUGUACUGUACUAAAUUUUGUACACGAAUAUUAUGUGCUAGGAAUUCGCAGAAUUUUAAUAGAUCAUGUAUGGAUAUUCUGUUCUAUUUAUAUUAUUUAAAUAAUAGUAAAACCAUGGACAACUUUCAUCUAGAACAAAGUUGUAAAUAUUUCUUUUACAAAUUGAAAGAACUAUUGAAAAUAUAUGGAGGUAAAUGUGGAACAACAAAAGAUUGUUAUGAAAAAUUACGUCUUAAAAUAUGGAAUGUUUAUUAUUUUGGAGUAGAUAUCCCUAAUAUAUGUCUACAAUAUACCGAAAAUAAUGAUAUUGAUGAAGAUACAUAUACUAAAUUCAAAAAUCUGGAGAAUCUAUAUAAUAUUUAUGGAAAAUUUGAGGAACGUCAGAACAAUUGCCAUUCAUAUACUAUUUUUGAUUCAUUUUUACACUCAAUCGUAAAAAAGUUAAGGAAAAUUAUUAACAAAAAAAGAAGAUUUCAUCAAAAAUUAACGGAUAGUUUUGAUAAGAUAUAUAAUUAUCCAAAUGGCAAUAAUUAUAGAAUUGUAUAUAUCUCGGAAAGCUAA
This is a messenger RNA of Plasmodium gonderi, 657 nucleotides long. Its product is annotated as variable surface protein. The coding region runs from base 1 to 657 and encodes 218 amino acids. The record is from RefSeq and is a predicted model, not a curated record. The transcript is spliced from 3 exons. Lineage: Eukaryota; Apicomplexa; Aconoidasida; Haemosporida; Plasmodiidae.